GCAACACUGACCGCCGGCGCCAUUUUACUGAGGGAGAGGAGAAGAGUGGCAGGAGCAGCUGUCAUUUUCCACAGUUUCUCCUUUCCUACGCCACUUGGGGAGACGCUGCUGGUGUGGGACAGUGCAUGACGCAGCGGGGCACACAGGGACACGAGGAAUGGCGUGCCUGAACACCUUAAAGCAGGAAAUAAGGGUAUUGGAGAGCGCAUUUCCCAAGACGGACCAGCUCUUCCAAGUUGUGUCUGCCAGUGUAGACGAGCUCACCUGUCGAUUUAUUUCCAAGACGGGCAAGAAAUAUGACAUCCACGCCAACAUCACGGAGACGUACCCUCAUUCCCCUCCUGUCUGGUUUGCUGAGACAGAGGACACCAAUGUUACCAAUGCCAUCGAGAGACUUAGCAACACUGUCGGAAAAGAUAAUCAUGUACUACAACAGGUGAAGCUGCUGCUAAGGGAACUGACCACAGCGUUUAGCAUGGAGGAGCCACCCGACCUGGAGGACAGACUGGACCUUGUUUCCGUUCCGCAGGUCAUCAACGGACACGAUGUAACUGACCAUCAUGAAGAGUACGAGGAUUCAGAGAUGGAGGAGGAGGAGGAGGACAUGGAGGAGGACAUUCACCUGGAGAUGGAAGACAACACGUCCUCCCACGCAGCCCAGAAGGAUGAGGACAUCCACCCGAGCCACAUGGCCACCCUAGACCGCCUCAAGGCCAACCAGCGGCAGGACUACCUUCGCGGCUCCAUCUCAGGCUCUGUGCAGGCCACCGACCGACUCAUGAAGGAGCUCAGGGACAUCUACCGCUCAGACAGCUUCAAAAAGGGCGUGUACAGCGUGGAAUUAGUGAAUGACAGUCUGUACGAGUGGAACGUGAAACUGCUCAUUGUGGACUCAGACUCUCCGCUCCACAAUGACAUGGUCCAGCUGAAGGAGAGAGAGGGAAUGGACCAUAUCCUCUUUAACUUCCACUUUAAGGAGAUGUACCCGUUUGAGCCUCCCUUUGUGCGUGUGGUGCAGCCGGUCAUCAGUGGAGGCUACGUGCUGGUGGGCGGAGCUAUUUGCAUGGAGCUCCUCACUAAACAGGGAUGGAGCUCGGCCUACACUAUUGAGGCGGUGAUAAUGCAGAUCGCUGCUACUCUGGUGAAGGGCAAGGCUCGCAUCCAAUUUUCAGCCCAGAAGUCCGGCAAGAUUAGUGGAAGCAGCAAUCAGGGACAGUACAGCUUGGCCAGGGCACAGCAGUCCUUCAAGUCACUCGUACAGAUUCAUGAGAAGAAUGGCUGGUUCACUCCCCCCAAGGAGGACGGGUAAGGAGGUGCAGGGCUGGUCCUCGCCUCAGGCACCCCGCCCCCCCCUCACCCCAUCUCCCCACGUCAGGCUGUUGUUGUCUGCUCUUCCACCACCACCAACUCCGACCCUUCUCGUCACCACCAUCACCACCACCACCACCACCACCACCAGCGCCGCCAUUUCAUCCAGCUCGCCGUGACACACACACGCGUACACACACACACACAGACACACACAUUCAGUAGGAUUGGUGUGGAGGAGGAGGAGGAGGUGAUAAACUGUUGAUUGCACUCCAUUAUGUGUCUUGGCAUGUUCUGUGUUUAUGUUCUCUCACUUUUCAUUUGUUAUGUUGGUGUUCUGUUCUGCGGCAUGGUCUGAGAGGCAGCGGCUUGUUCUGUUCUGUCACACACACACACAAACACACACACACACACACACACACACACACACACACACACACACACACACACACACACACACACACACACACACACACACACACACACACACACACACACACACACACACACACACACACACACACACACACACACACACACACACACACACACACACACUAGUUCUCCUCUUCCGGCCACACACAUCACAGUUCACAGUUCCAUAGUCUCUCCAUUCCUGAUCACCAUUAUUACUGUACCAGUUGUGCAUAUGUUUAUCAUCCACCACCACCACCACCACCACCACCACCACCACCUCCCCUGUCUCUCAUUCUAUAUAUGUAUACAUAUAUUUUUUUUGUGUGUGUGUUCUCUCAAAUUUAUUUAUUUUAUUUUUAUUUUAUUUAUUUGUUUGUUUAUUAUUUUUUUAUUUUUUUAUUUUUAUUUUUUAUUCUUCUCCCUCACACACACACACACUCACACACUGACUAUAGAUUGUGAAGUCCUCGCACUGUGUAUUUUCCUGCACCCCACCACCACUGUAUCACCACCACCACCUCACCACCACCACCACCAGCCCCACCACCACCCGGAGUCUGAUGGCAACAUAUAAGGAGAGCAGUAUGCAUUAACCAUUGCCUCUUUGCCUUUCCAAGUGUGUAAGGUAACCAGUGUUGUGUGUGUGAGAGAGAGAGAGAGGGGAGGGGAGGGGACAAGAAGGACAGAGAAAUACAAGAGAAUGUUUAUCAAAGCAUGUAGGAAAUCAACGUUUUGGUAAAUUUCGGAGAGAAAAAGAACCAAAAUGUGAGAGAUGGAGAUUGAAUGGGUAAGAAAAAGAAUUAAAUAUUUUGGUGAUUUUAGGAGAGAAAGGCAACCAAAAAUGUGAGUUGGAGAACGAAUGGGUUAGAAAAAUAGGGGAAGAUUUUGAAGUGGAGGUGAAAGUUAUGAGACUGUACAAAUUUCCCUGGUAUUUGUUUGAGAAGGGAGGAAAGAGGCUAAUGUUUCCUGACUGCCAUCUGACCAAACCAUUCUUUUUUCAUGGACAACUAAUAUUAUUUCCUCUGGUUUCUGUGUUGUGUUUUUUUAGCUUUUUGUAUCUCGCUGUCUACAUCCAUGCCAGACAUUAAGACAUUUCUUGGACAUAGGAUUGGACCAUUGUAUAAAUCAGACUCUUCUAUAGAUCCUAGUGCUACUUCAACUUGCCACCAUUGUUUUUUGUAUCACACGGUAUCUACAUCCUGGCUUGACAUUGUGAUUUUUCUGAUGUAAGAUUGGACUCGUAUAAAUUGGACACAUGUAUAGAUUCCAUUGCUGAUUUAAUUGCUUCCACUGUUGCUUUUUUGUAUCACUAUUUAUCUACAUCUUUGCUGGACAUGGUGACUUUUCUGACGUAAGAUGUGUCUUGUUUAAAUUGGAGACAUAAACAAAUUAUCUUGGUAAUUGAGUUGUUGCCUGUAUUUCUUUAUGCCACUCUGUUUCUACAUUCGUGCUGGACAUUGUGACAUUCUGACAUAAGAUGGGACUUGGUAUGUAAAUUUUUAGUGCUGAUUUAAUUGUUGCCAGUCUCUUCAUCACAGUCAUCACCACAACCACCACUCAUCAUCAUAAUCAUCAUCACCAUUCCUUAUUUUCUCUUUCUAAGUAAGGGUUCUUGAGAUGUGUAAAAUGUUACUUGCGUCUCAGGUUGGCCGUGUAAUCAAAAUGUUUGUCUAGGCACAGCUCGCCGCUAAAACUACAACAACAACAUUGACCAUAGCAAGAAGUGUAGCAAUCAUGACAAUUCUGAAUGUAUCUUAGUCUAGAAAACCCACAAAAACAACACAAAACUAUGAAAAUGACAAAAAAACACAAACAACAACAACAACAACAAGGACUUUGUGACAAUGCUGACUGUAUUUUGAAACUGAGAAAAAACAUAGAUUUUACAAAGAGAAACUGCAAAAAAAUGCUUACACUGUAGAAUUGAGAAUAAUCCAUACAACAGCAACAGCAGCAAAAACCUUUAACUUUCAUCUGACAAGUUCACAAUGUCAAAAACUGAGUGUCAUUCCAACCGUGACUCCAGUGUCAGGAGAUACAGGCAAAAAUAUUCCAUCACUAGUUUAAUGCAAGUGGUUUUCACAAGUGGCUCUGUUUGGUCCCAUUUCCGAGAUGCAUUCUGUCUUAUUUUAACAUGAAAUAGAAACAGACAGACAAUUGAGAGAUAGAGUGAGAGGGAGAGAGAAAGAGAGAUGAAACAUACUUACUAGCUAUAUAUAUAUCUGUUUUAUGUUGUGUUUUGCCGCAAAUAAAGAUACAAAACAUGAAACUGAAAUGACUCCAGCAUUUUUAUUCAAUGGUUCAUGUCAAAUACCACUGUUUUGGAUUCACUGUCACCAAAUACAUUGCUCAGGAAAGGGCGAAGGAAGCUGUACAUUCAUUAACACGAGGAUUAGCCAGUGCAGAAUUCUUUCCCUUGAUCUGCUUGCUGUUCUUGGGGUUCAUCUGUACUCCACUUAUGUUUCUUGACUAGUGUGUGGCUGUGGUGGCAGGAAGGGUGGCUGGCUCUUGGCUUGUGUGUGAGUGUGUGUGUGUGUGUGUGUGUGUGUGUGAGUGUGUGCGUGAAAAUUGCAGCAGUAGUGAUAUUACGGAGUAUUUUAUUUUCGGUACGUUCUGUUAGUUUGGUGAACUUGAAGUGAAUAUUUGACGGUGAUGCUGCCGGCGAGAGGCGACUGAUUAGCGCUGCUUAGUGUGACACCCGUGACAGACCACUGAGAGAGAGAGAGAGCAAGCCCGCCGGUGCAACCCGAGCGAGGUGUUGACACGAUGACACGACCCGACACUGCUGAUGACCACUGGUGACCGCCCGCCCACCGGUCUGUCAUCCGUGUUCUGCCGGUGAACUGACGACUGUGUCAUUGCGAGGGACAUUCCUGUGGAUGGUAAUUCAAUGGCCUUUAAAGUGAGCUCCUGUGUACAUAACUAUAAAUAUAUAUAUAUAAAUAUACAUACCUUUUAGGCAUCAUUUUUGUUGGGACUGUAUAAACAAACUGAUAAUGAUGAUGAUGAUGAUGAUGAUGGUCAAACAAGCCAGUGUCUGUCUACCCAUGCCCUGUCAUACUUGUCAUCUAUCUGCCCUGUUUUUUUUUAUUUGUUAAUCCUUCUGCAUGAGGAAUCGCAAGUACUAAAAUGUUCGGGAGGCGACGGGAUGAGGCGAUACAACCCCCAACCUUCAACUGUGACACUGGGACACUAUGACACCCACACCACACCUUUCACUGACUGACAUUGACACUGGCUGGGAGGACGUCCUUAUAUGAUAUGCACACAACCACAUCACCACACCACACAUCAACUUAAUGUCUGGAGUUGACUAAGAGACUAUAUAACAGCACACACACAUGACCACCUGAGAGGGAGAGAGAAAGAGACAGUGACAGAAACAACAAACACCCCAACAAUACACUACCAUUCUUGACAUACCUUGAAUGACCUUUACUAACCUUGACACAGCCUGAGACAGCAAGACUCAAACCAAACACCACCCUGUACAUAAUAGAAUGCCUUGUCCCUUGUCGCGCUCCCUUGUCCCAGAGACUCAAACACUCGUAACUUGUAAAACAGACUUAGCCACCGCAGCAGAUCCACCCAACCCAACGCUGCUUGUGUGGCGGUGGCAGAGAGCAGUCCAGAGUGAUUUAAUAUGAAGUGUAUGAAAGUAUUAAGAUAUGAAUAAAAACUAAAGUGCUCAU
Molecule: messenger RNA, 5417 nt
Organism: Portunus trituberculatus (swimming crab)
Lineage: Eukaryota; Metazoa; Arthropoda; Malacostraca; Decapoda; Portunidae
Product: ubiquitin-conjugating enzyme E2 Q2-like
Exons: 9
Coding region: 158-1309 (383 amino acids)
Biological process (GO): protein polyubiquitination
Cellular component (GO): nucleus
Molecular function (GO): ubiquitin conjugating enzyme activity
Source: RefSeq, a predicted model, not a curated record